This is a messenger RNA of Coregonus sp. 'balchen', 1588 nucleotides long. The record is from the annotation of a GenBank genome assembly. NCBI's taxonomy places the organism in Eukaryota, Metazoa, Chordata, Actinopteri, Salmoniformes, Salmonidae.
AACAGAGGCAACGUUGUUUUCUCUGCAGUUUUCGCCAUUCUCUGCAACAUGGCCAGCUACGGUCAUAGCGCACCGAUCUUGGAGUAUUCUGGCGAGACCGGUCAACUAGUGGAGGAUCCGGAAUUCAACCUGUUAGUAGAAAACAGCCAGAGUUUGACCAAGAAGGUGUUGGAUGCUAUUCCUGAGACACACAAAUCGUGCAUUCAUUCUGAGGUAAGUGGAUCGGCCUCGGCUUAGCCCAAUACUUCUGCCCGUGGCAGGCUGUACCAGACAGUACCGUUUCUGUCUCUCUGUGGGGAGAGUGAGCUGUAUAGGCCUAAUACAAUCAGAUGUCUCUCAUUCUACACAUGACAGGAAAUUGAUAUUUAAUAGCAUACACUAACAUUGAAUACGCUAUUACCAUUCUGGACGAUGUGUUUAUGUCUGGUGGUCUGACCGUGCGCAAAAUUUUUUUUGCAACUGUAGCCUAUAUAGGCCUACUAUUACGCACAAAAUGUAUCCAUCAUUUUUGAUAGGUGGACUAAAUGGUUUUAGUUGGAAAUUCCACUCAAUUUAAAUGUAAAUGUAACGUAUUUAAUGGACGUACAAUAGGGCUCAUUCUAAACAUUGGUUUUCUAAUAAUGUCUUCUUUUGGCUCUCAGACCCUGAUUCUUAACUCGACAAGUGAGAACAGGAAACUACAAUACCUGGCGAUCAACCUUGGCAUCCCCUCUGCUCCCACACUCAAAGCCUUGACAGAUAACUUUACCUUGGUGAGCAUCAGACUCUGCACUAUAGCCUCUAUGCCUAAUUCACAUGAAUAUGAAAACCAGGUUCAGGAUGAAAUAUGUGGGGCCAGGAGUUUUGACUGACUCCCAAGAGUUACUACCUGGAGUCUAUAGGACUAUAGUGACUACUAGACCUGACCAGGAACAACUCUAGGCCCUGAUUAGAAACUAUAAGAAAUAUGGCAUAUGAAAAUUAUAUAAGCCCUAGAAAUAAGGCAUUGCUUUGACAUUUGAGGUCCCUCCAUCAGGAGACCUGUCUGAGACGUAUGUCGGAGGGACUGCAGCUGCACCAGGAUCUGCUAAGAGCUGUCGUACAACGCCUGGCCAACACAGAGAGCCUCACUGCACUGCUGACUGAUAUCAGAGAUCUCCGUGUCCAGAUCAACAGGGUGAGGCUUCCUGUAAAACAACUUAUACAUCACGCACGCAUACACAGUAUUAUAAAAUCCAUUGGAUUCAAACACUGUUCAGACAUAAAUGCUGAUUAAUUAGAGUAUUCUUUAUCUCAGAUGCUGAAAGCAGUCCAAGUGGUGGAGAGCCCUGUGGCGGUGCAGCCCACAGCCACAACAAGCCUGGCCUCUCAUCUCACUGGGGACUAUGAGGUUCAGGUAGCCACACAUCUGACCCUGGUGCAGCUCCAAAGCUUUGGGCAGGACAUAGUCCGCAGUCUAAGGAACAUAGCCCAAGCCAAUCGGGAGAGGGAUUGACCCAAAACUGACUUGAAAUUGCCAUGUUUUUAUGGUGAUAUAUAUUUUGUAUUUAUUUAUGAUCUAUUUAUUAUUUAGUCUAUUUAUGAUUAGAUGUUUAUUUAUAAAAAUGCU